AGAACUGUAUUGUUUGAUUUCUGUUAUUUGUGGACAAAAGUAACUUCGUGAUAUGAGGAAAGUUCCUCUGUGCCAGCUCAGCUGGAAUGAGGAUCAUUUACUCAGAACAGCUCAAUCAGCGACUUUAUGGGUAUAUUCAGCAGAAAGGCAACACUUAUUGCGAGGUGGAAAAAGCAGGAGAAAGCAUGCAACUUUUCUCCCUGGCUAUGAAAUGCACAUUGCAUAUCCGAACAGUGAAUGCUCUCUCACCCCUAGUCGGGAGUAUCAUACAGCAAGAUCUGAAUCGCUUUGCUGAGUAUGCAGCAAAGAAGCAAGCGGCGAUGCUGUCAGGCCGCACUUGACACAAUCAGGAUGAAAAAUAUGUGGUCUUUGAUGUCAGCAUAAGCUGAGUGCUAGCACACUCUUCGGUUUCUUCUUGUGUGUGUGAACUUUGCUUGAAUACAUCGUUUGAUCCAUGUAACACACUUGCUGGUUUGCGAAAACCUUUGAUAUAACCUGUUCAAACUUUGCGUGGGGCCUUUCACUGAACAAAAGAUGUGAUUUAUUGAGUGCCUCAGUUGGGUGGAUAGGGGGAAGGGAGGGAGGGAGUAGACAAGCCAAGCAGGCAGAGAGUCAGACAUGCAGGCAGAAACAAACAGAGAGAAGACAGACAGACAGACAGACAGACAGACAGACAGACAGACAGACAGACAGACAGACAGACUCACUGACUGACUGACUGAUCUACCGAUUGAUCGGCCAACUCACGAACCCACCGACCGAGCGACCGACCAACCAGCCGCCCAACCCCCGCCUGAUGUACCCAGUGACUCACCCACCCAGCAACCCACCCAGCAACCCACCCACUAGCCGACCAACAACUGACCCACUGAAUGACUGACGAACAUACCAGCUGCCUGACCAACAGAUCGACAGACGGAUGGGCACACAAGCAGGUGCGCAGGCAGGUGGGUAGACCCCCCAUACACCCAGCCAUACACCGCCCAACGGUCUGCGUGACAAAACCACUGACUGAUCCACUGACCAACCCAGCGACCAACCCACUGACCGACCAACCCACUGGCUGACUGCCCGACUGACCGAGCAACUGACCCACUGAGCGACAGACAGAUGGGCACACGGGCAGGGGAGCAGGCAAGACCAGACUGAUAUGCAGCAGGCAGGCAGACAGACAGACAUGCAGACCGAAAGACAGGCACACACACAGAUAGAUAAGCAGGCAACAGGCAGGCAGGAAAACACACACAGACAGAUAAGCAGGUACGGAGGCAAGCAGUUCAGCCGCAUGGAUAGGAAAAACAUGAAAGUGCAUGGGAAACUUUGCAUAGCUACAUUUGCCUUGCAUAGCAUCGUAGGCUAGGCUACUAAAGCAGCCCAGGGCCACUUGCCCGGCCAGGCCACCGGGUCCAGUGCCGCCUAGACCCAUAUGAUCUUAUUUUUUUAUUUUCAAUUUGGUAAGGAAUUCCGGACCGACCCUCAGGUAAAAUCAUUUGAUUUAUAUCCAGCAUAACCAGGGUUGUAUAGCUGCCGACUGCC
This is a messenger RNA of Chara braunii, 1536 nucleotides long. NCBI's taxonomy places the organism in Eukaryota, Viridiplantae, Streptophyta, Charophyceae, Charales, Characeae. The record is from the annotation of a GenBank genome assembly.